AUGCCGGGGCUGGGGCUCAUCAUCACGCUCGACGGCGACGGCGCCCAGGGAGAUUAUCGACAAGAUCUGGAAGGAAUCCACAUUGUGCUUCGGAGGUGGUGUUGUGUGUAUGAUGAUUUUGAUGGCACCAUUGCAAGCAAUAUCUGCCAGACCAGUGACAAAGAUCAUGAAAAAGCAUUGAAGGAGCUCCAGGGUAUAAUAACUGGAAAGAGGUACCUCAUUGUGUUAGAUGAUGUAUGGAAUAGGGAUGAGGCUAAGUGGGGAAAACCGAUGUCCUGCCUUAAGCAAGGUGGCAAGGGCAGUGCAGUACUGACAACAACUCAUGAUGCAGAAGUAGCUCAAAUUAUGAAAAUGGGUGUAGCUGAAGCCUAUACUAUCGAGAAAUUGAGUCCCAAACAUUUGAUGGAAAUAGUCCAGAGUAGAGCAUUCAAUUUGCAAAAACCAAACAUUGAAGAGCUAGAUGACAUUGUUGAUAUGAUUGUUGACAGAUUUGCUGGUUCUCCUUUGGCUGCAAAAACCCUUGUCUCUGUGUUGAAUACCAAGACAAGUCUGAAAGAAUGGAAGGAUAUAUCAGCCAAAAGUAUCACUUGUCUUCAAAUGAUUGCAGGGUCAUUGUAA
Molecule: messenger RNA, 618 nt
Organism: Setaria italica (foxtail millet)
Lineage: Eukaryota; Viridiplantae; Streptophyta; Magnoliopsida; Poales; Poaceae
Product: putative disease resistance protein RGA4
Exons: 2
Coding region: 1-618 (205 amino acids)
Biological process (GO): defense response to other organism
Molecular function (GO): ADP binding
Source: RefSeq, a predicted model, not a curated record